Messenger RNA from Clunio marinus, 1470 nucleotides. The record is from the annotation of a GenBank genome assembly. Lineage: Eukaryota; Metazoa; Arthropoda; Insecta; Diptera; Chironomidae.
AAUUAGAAUUUUAGGUAUUUUCUUACUUUUAAAAGAAAACUUCUAUAACUCCUUAGAGAAGUUUUAUUAUGAAUUCAUUGAACCUAGUAGACUUCAACAUUGAAGACCAGUUGAAUCAGUGUCGCUGUUGUCUCAGAACUUUGAUUGAUGAAAAUAAAUUUGUCAAAAUAUCGAAAUUGAUCGAGCAAAGAUUUUUUGACUUAACUCAAAUAGAACUUAUAGAGUCUAAAGAUUUCUCUAGCAAAAUAUGUCUACUUUGUAACAAUGAUUUGGAGGUAUUCAGUCAUUUUAGAAAAGAUCUGACUGACAAACAAAAGUUUUUAUACAAAACUUUGAAUGAAAAAGAACCUCAUCAAACGGAAGUGGAUAUAUUUAAUGAGAAUAGUUUUGAACUUAAACCAAACGUCGAUGAUUUCGUCGCUUGUAAUACCUCAAAUUUGUUGGAGGAAGAAAUUAAUUUUGAUAAUCAAAUCCAAAUAAAAUUAGAAGCAGAGGAAAUCGAAAAAAACAUCUCAAGUGAUCACUGUCAGAUUCAAAACUCUUAUAGUAAAACUAAAAAACGAGCGAAAAAUUUGAAGUGUUCUUCAAGCAAUGCAAAAUUGCAAAAUACUAAAAGUUCAAGUUCUGACAAAUCCGAGAAAUCCAAGAAGGAAAAGUGUAAACUUUGUAAUGUCAAAGUUAGAAAUCUGAACAGUCACAUCAAAGCAGUACAUUCAUUAUUAAACGACUUCAAAUGUGAUAUUUGCUCUUACGUUUCGUGUUUCAAAAUUGAAAUGGAGAAUCACAUGCUGAACCACAUAAAACAUGAGCCACAACUAUUUUACUGCGAGUUUUGUUCAAAAGAUUUUGGAAAACGUCAUUUGCUUAAUAGGCACAUCAAGCUUAAACAUAUGCAGAAAGAAAGACUUCAUCCUUGUCCUACAUGCAAUAAAUCAUUUUUCACCAUCUCAACAUUAAAAAAACAUAUCGAAUCACACCGCGACAAAGACAUGCCAUGUGAGUUUUGCGGGAAACUAUUCUCUUGUAUGAACAAUCUUCGUACUCAUCUAUAUUAUCAUUCUGAACCUAAAUUUGUGUGUACCUUUGAGGCAUGUGGAAAGAAAUUCUUUAUGAGGAAAUUAUUACGAGCUCACGUGAAUGUUCACCAAGGAAAGAAAGAUUUUACUUGUUCGUUUUGCGAAAAAAGUUAUUUUUUCCAAUCUCAUCUCAAACGUCACAUAAUAUCAGCACACAUGAAGCUUAAAAUCGACUGCGAAGUCCUUUCAUGUUCGUCUAGCUUUGCAAGGAAGGAAACUUAUCGGAAUCAUGUUCUACAGCAUCAUCAAAAUCUUGGAUCUCAAAGCCUAAACGCUCUUCUAACAAAAAUACGAAAUUUAAAAGUCGAAGAAUAUCGAUGUGUAGCUUAACUUUAAAGGUUCAAUUAUGAAUAAGAGAAUGAAAUAAAUAAUAUUUAUUAUUGUAAAGUAACAA